ACGUCUUGUGUGUUUAGUCGCCACCCAGAAACCCUCACCUCUUCUACUCUUCUUGCUCCUCAACCUCUCCACCUCUUUCAAACUCCGAAAAUGAGCAGCGAUAAGGACAGCUUCAACGUCGGCGAUCUCACCACCGGUCUUAAGGAUGAGGAUCGUGCAGGCCUUGUCAACGCUCUUAAGAACAAGCUGCAGAAUCUGGCUGGACAGCACUCUGAUGUGCUCGAGAAUCUGACUCCGAAAAUCAGAAGGCGUGUUGAGGUCCUGAGGGAGAUUCAGGGCAAACAUGAUGAAAUAGAGGACAACUUCCGCGAGGAGAGAGCUGCACUUGAAGCCAAGUAUCAAAAGUUAUACCAGCCUUUGUAUACCAAGCGCUAUGAGAUUGUGAAUGGAGCUAUCGAAGUUGAAGGAGCUCAAGAGGAUGUUAAGAUGGACCAGAGAGAGGAAAAAACUGCAGAAGAGAAAGGAGUCCCUAGUUUCUGGCUGACCGCCUUGAAAAACAAUGAUGUUAUAUCCGAAGAGAUCACAGAGCGUGAUGAAGGAGCUCUCAUGUAUCUUAAAGAUAUUAAGUGGUGCAAGAUUGAGGAACCAAAGGGAUUCAAGCUUGAGUUUUUCUUCGACCAGAACCCUUACUUCAAAAACACCCUAUUAACAAAGGCGUAUCACAUGAUUGAUGAAGAUGAGCCUCUGCUUGAGAAGGCUAUUGGGACAGAGAUUGAUUGGUAUCCUGGAAAAUGCCUAACUCAGAAGAUUCUUAAGAAGAAGCCUAAGAAAGGUGCAAAGAAUGCCAAGCCAAUCACCAAAACUGAAGAUUGUGAAAGCUUCUUCAACUUCUUCAGCCCUCCCCAAGUUCCUGAUGAUGAUGAAGACAUCGACGAAGACAGAGCUGAGGAACUUCAGAAUCUGAUGGAACAAGAUUAUGACAUUGGUUCUACAAUCCGGGAGAAGAUUAUACCUCAUGCUGUCUCAUGGUUUACUGGUGAGGCUAUUGAAGGAGAGGAGUUUGACAUAGACAAUGACGAUGAAGAUGAUAUUGAUGAGAACGAAGAUGAUGAUGAAGAAGAUGAUGAGGACGAAGAUGAGGACGAAGAAGAUGACGAUGACGAAGAUGAGGAAGAAGUAAGCAAGACCAAAAAGAAGCCGUCAAUCCUACACAAGAAAGGAGGCAGGCCUCAGAUUAACGAUGGACAACAAGGGGAGAGGCCUCCUGAGUGCAAGCAACAGUAAAAUGUUGUGUGUUUUGAGUGAAGUUCCAUGUAAGGCAAAAUGUUUGAGGUCUCCGCAUUGAAGUUCCGUCGUAGGCGGAAUUGACCUCGCGAGAUAUUUGAUAAAUUAUUUUUGGUGUUUCUUCCUUUUUUGUUUACUUGGAUCACCGAGUUAAAGUCUUGGUUUUAUUGACAAAAAAAAAGUUGUGGUUUUAUUACUUGUUUAAAAUUAAAAUUAUUGUUUUGUA
Brassica oleracea var. oleracea is the source of this 1450-nucleotide messenger RNA. RefSeq names its product nucleosome assembly protein 1;3. The transcript is spliced from 12 exons. NCBI's taxonomy places the organism in Eukaryota, Viridiplantae, Streptophyta, Magnoliopsida, Brassicales, Brassicaceae. The record is from RefSeq and is a predicted model, not a curated record. Gene Ontology annotation, molecular function: chromatin binding; histone binding. Bases 91 to 1224 code for a protein of 377 amino acids. Gene Ontology annotation, cellular component: nucleus; chromatin. Gene Ontology annotation, biological process: nucleosome assembly; somatic cell DNA recombination.